UGCGUAAACUUGAACCCCGGUGCAUGAGCUUAUAUGACUCAGUUUAAACGGUCAAAUAAACCACCAGUUUCACAGUAGACACUUCAAACAUCGCCUGACAUUGGGAUCUUGACUCAUUUGAGAUCCUGGGUCCCGUCUAGCCAACCCCUCCAGCAGGACGGCAGGGUGCACUUCAUUAUCGGAAUUGACGCCUCCGACCGCAUGGAGACCAAGUUGUGCGUCUUGCGCGCAGCUCGAUGUCAUGGAGCGGAACCUGGAAUAAUUCAGAGCAGCAGAGACUACCUCUACCUCUGUCGUACUCGGGAUGUAAAACAAACCUAAGUCAGGCUGUCUCAGUCGGUGCCCACAAACUCUCGCAGGGAACUCCCUCGCUGUGUUGUUUCUCUGCUGAGUGCACUCUGGCAGCAGCAUCCGUGAACAUGGCUCUGCCUUCCCAUAAAGCUCUCUACAUCGGGAUGGAGGUGGUGAUCGCCUUGUUGUCUGUCAUCGGUAACGUGAUGGUGGUCUGGGCUGUGCGUAUUAACCGGUCUCUGAGAGACACCACGUUCUGUUUCAUCGUUUCCCUGGCCUUGGCUGACAUUGCGGUCGGGGCUCUUGUCAUCCCCCUCGCCAUAACCAUCAGCAUCGGACUCCAGACGCACUUCUACAGUUGCCUGCUGGUCGCCUGCACAGUGCUCGUCCUCACUCAAAGUUCAAUACUGGCGCUCCUGGCCAUCGCCAUCGACCGGUAUCUGAGAGUCAAAAUACCCAUGAGUUACAAGCGGGUGGUGACUCCUCGUCGAGCUGGCAUGGCCGUGUUACUGUGUUGGCUGGUGUCCAUCAUAGUGGGCCUCACGCCCAUGUUGGGUUGGAAUAACCUGCAGUUUCUCCGUGACAAUGGCUCCCUGCUCACUGAUGACCUCCUGGUGACCUGUGAGUUUGAGACGGUCAUCAGCAUGGACUACAUGGUCUACUUCAACUUCUUUGGCUGGGUGCUGCCGCCUUUGCUCCUCAUGCUCGCUAUCUACAUCGAGAUUUUUUACAUGAUCCACAAGCAUCUCAACAAGAAGGUGACAGCGAGCCACACAGACCCUAGCCGCUACUUCGGGAAGGAGCUGAAGCUAGCCAAGUCGCUCGCACUCGUUCUGUUCCUCUUUGCAGUCAGCUGGCUCCCUCUUCACAUCCUCAACUGCAUCACCCUCUUUUGCCCUGCCUGUGAUAAGCCCAUUUCCUUCAUUUACAUCGCCAUCAUCCUAACCCAUGGCAACUCUGCGGUCAACCCAAUCGUGUACGCUUUCCGCAUCAAGAAAUUCCGCACAGCGUUCAGGAAAAUCUGGACACAGUACAUGCUUUGUCAGGAUCCAGUGGGUCGGCUUCCUCAAAGAGGGAGCCAGAGAGGACGUGAGAGGAGGCUGAGGCAGAAUGACGAUGAUGAUGAUGAUGAUGUGUGAAUCUUGGAAACUAAUUGGAUUGCUGUGCCACUGUUAGGUUUCACACCACUGGUUCACACAUGGAAAAUACUUUACUUUCAUGCUCGAGGGACUACUGGUCAAAAUGGCCUGAAUGGUAUCACAGGAUGUCAGAGGGAUGAAAGAGUUGAGGAAACUCCAUCAUGGACUGACUGAUUACCUCCAUCCAACAAACUCUGAGAGGGCAGGACGUCAAAUCACCGUGGAUACAACAUAAACAUCCUAUAUCCUAUAUAAGGCUGAUUGUUUAUUUCUCCACUGGCUGAAUAUUGAAUGAGAUAAGGGGCUUCAACACCAACCUGUUGAACUUUAAUCAGUAAGUCUAUAUCUGUAGCAGAUGCGGUACAAAAGUAGUGUAUACUUUAUUGUAUUUUUGACCUUAAUUAAAACUCAUGGCCUUUUAAAUGUGAAUCAUUUCAAAUAGUUAAGCAUUGUAUUGUGUGAUAUAUUCAGUCAUUUAGAUAUGUGGCCUUAAGGACAGAAAAUGUAAUACAGAGGAACUAAGGUAUUCAGGAAUCUGGUAAACCACUGGUGGGCAAGUAGGAGGUUUGCACAACUAGCGUCUUGGUUUGGGAUGGACCAUGGGCACAAGAUUUACUGUAUGCUGGCUGCAAAGAUGACCAAAAAUAUAAAUUUGACCUACUUGGAAUUACAACCCAGGAACUUCUGCCUGAUGAAGUUGGUUUGGUUUGGCCACGCUAUUAUUGGUUGCAAAAUAACUAAUUAUCCUCAUGACCCUUACAGAAGUUUGGUGUAAACCAGCCCAUGUGAAGUAUACCCUUUUUUUUUUUACGUACUAGGGACAUUUGAUUGAAACAAUUAGCUGACUAAUACCAGCUAAUAGCGGUAGUUUAAAAAAGCAUCCAUGCCAGAAGAAAACUUAUAACGAAUAAUAUUCGAAAUGGACGAUGGUGAAAAAGAGUGGUCCCACAUAUUAGUAGCUAAAUAACUGCAGGACGGUGAAUCUAAGGAUUGUUGGAGCUCCUCCAUCCACUAAGCUUAAUUUUAUGUUGGUGAUAUUCAUUUAAACCCUAAAAUGUUCCUCUACUGUACAUGUAUCACUGCAAGCAGGUUUUAAUUUUUUUUUUUUACCUUUCUCCACAAUUGUUUGUGACCAAGUUGGAAUGCCAAUAUAGCAUCAUAAGCUGACCAGUGUUACCCUUUAAUAUGAAUGACAUUUGACUUGAAGACACAUGUUGAGACAGAACUGCUGUUACACAAUAAGUACUGUAUGUAACUAAUACAUAUAUAAAUGUUAAUAGGAUAUACUGUAUAUAAUUAUAUCACUUAACAGCUUAAUUUACAGUUUAUCUCUGACACGUCAUUUUACAGCUGUUGAAGGAGAAGGCAUAAAAAACCCAAGCACAUCAUUAAACUUUUAGACAAACGGAGACAGGAGAGUAAUCAAGAAACGUAACAGCAUAUGGUGAGCCCUGAUUUAAAUUCAUAAUGAGGUACGUGCAUUACUGUACUAGGUGGAAGGAUUAAAAUCCACUUCUUUACAGAAAUAGCAUCCAACUUUCUCUCUGUGCUCGUUUGUAUCAAGGCUAUAACCAUCAGUGGUGGGAGGCCAUUUUUUGUUUGUGAACAUUGAUCUUCUGUCACUCGGCAGAUACAGCUGCACAUGUGUGAAUCAGUGAGAAGGUUAUGAGGGUGAGCGGGUAAGGUGGGACAGGGUGAAAGGAUCACUGUUUACAAGGGAACCAGAAGGCAAGAGUUUACGUCUCUGCGGAGGUCAACAACUAGGUCAAUGUGAUGCUUUCCAAUCAGAUAAACAGGCCUGUUAACAUGAACCUGUUAAGACCUGUCGUUCUGAGCUGUCACUGUGUGUAACAACAUAUACCGUACACACACACACACACACACACACACACACACACACACACACACACACACACACACACACACACACACACAUUGUUUUUGACAAGUAUACUCACUGUAUUACUAAUGCUGCUCUUGUAAACUUGAUUAUUUUCUGUAUGUAUUAUGCUUUUAAGGCCAUGUGUGAACGUUGAUAUUAUACAAGAUAUGUACAAGAUAAGAUAUUAAAGCAUUUUUCAAACGAUUUGUCCUUUAACAAAA
Notothenia coriiceps (black rockcod) is the source of this 3533-nucleotide messenger RNA. Its product is annotated as adenosine receptor A1-like. The record is from RefSeq and is a predicted model, not a curated record. Lineage: Eukaryota; Metazoa; Chordata; Actinopteri; Perciformes; Nototheniidae. Gene Ontology annotation, biological process: G protein-coupled adenosine receptor signaling pathway. The transcript is spliced from 3 exons. Bases 237 to 1430 code for a protein of 397 amino acids. Gene Ontology annotation, cellular component: dendrite; synapse; plasma membrane. Gene Ontology annotation, molecular function: G protein-coupled adenosine receptor activity.